AUGAUGAUUAUAAAAUCAAACAAACUAGCACAAAGUGCAGUUCUCAAGAAAAUUCUCAAGAGAUUCUCAAGCUUGGGAAAGAAACAUGGCUAUGAGGAUGAUGGCCUCCCACCCGACGUGCCAAAAGGGCACUUUGCUGUGUAUGUUGGAGAGAACAGAAGCAGAUACAUAGUUCCAAUCUCAUUCUUGUCUCAUCCUGAGUUCCAGUGUCUGCUCCGGAGAGCCGAGGAAGAGUUCGGCUUCACUCACAACAUGGGUCUUACUAUUCCCUGUGAAGAAGUGGUUUUCCGAUCACUAACUUCAAUGCUCAGAUGA
Cornus florida is the source of this 315-nucleotide messenger RNA. RefSeq names its product auxin-responsive protein SAUR50-like. Gene Ontology annotation, biological process: response to auxin. The transcript has a single exon. The record is from RefSeq and is a predicted model, not a curated record. Lineage: Eukaryota; Viridiplantae; Streptophyta; Magnoliopsida; Cornales; Cornaceae. The coding region runs from base 1 to 315 and encodes 104 amino acids.